AUGCUUGAGGCAGUACGUGGAUUCCACACGUUGGCUGACACACGGAUUCCCCCUGCGUCGAUCCUGGAAAUUACGAACAAUAACAACAUUCAGAGAAAGGAACUUCAAGUUGGGUUCUGGAUCGUGAUUCUGCUGGCUGUGGGUAUGGUUACCCCUCCUUGUGACAAGUUGUCGGGUCAACUUCCUGCUGGUCUGUUCCUGGCCCUGUCUCUGCUGUCGCCAGUGGAGCUGUCACGAAUCAUGAAUUCUUGGGAUGUACCGCCAUUGCCGUCUGCUAAUAUCCAUAGCAUCCUUCCGAUCGCUCUGUUCCUUCGACGAACCUGGUGUCAUGUCGAUCUGGGAUGGCUUACAUGGCUUCGCACUUUCUGCAGCUAA
Molecule: messenger RNA, 375 nt
Organism: Aspergillus costaricaensis CBS 115574
Lineage: Eukaryota; Fungi; Ascomycota; Eurotiomycetes; Eurotiales; Aspergillaceae
Exons: 1
Coding region: 1-375 (124 amino acids)
Source: RefSeq, a predicted model, not a curated record